Sordaria macrospora k-hell is the source of this 624-nucleotide messenger RNA. RefSeq lists its product as uncharacterized. The record is from RefSeq and is a predicted model, not a curated record. Lineage: Eukaryota; Fungi; Ascomycota; Sordariomycetes; Sordariales; Sordariaceae.
AUGAAACUUUACAAGUUCAUUCAACAUUCCACGACGCUCCUAUCCCUCAUUCCAACACCAAACAAGUAUCUUGCAACCACUCGACUCACUGGUGUUGCACAUGAUUCACGCACGCCAGUACCAGCAGCACUCCAAGCAUGCCCAGAAUCUCGCAACAUCCUCCAAGGCAAGCGUGGAUACCAGAAGAUCGAACGAAAUCCCCGUUGCCAAAUCUUCAACAAAGCCGGCACAAAAGCCCUUGACGAGAUUUUUGAUGCCACUGAUGAGGAUGUUGGUGAGGAUGAGGAAUUUAGGGGAGACCUCACGUCGGUGCCUCGCCAUGUGUGGGUCAACUUCGACCUCGACCUAAUCGACAUCGGCGAGGGUCGUCAUCUCGGCACUCACUCUUUUGUUGGGAGACACAAUGCUGCUGUCAAGCGUCUCAAGUUCAAACGCACCGAUUGGUGCUUCGUCGAAGACGAGUAUCCAUUUGGGAAGAGGUAUAAAAAUCUGGAGGCGGUCUACGUGCAGUGUCCACCAGGCAACCCUUCGAAGUGGAGAGAAGGUGUCGUGGAGCUGGGCUGGGUUUGCAACCCGGCGAACGUACAUCUCAUUCCCUAUUCGACUUGGACACGUAGGAAAUAA